Molecule: messenger RNA, 978 nt
Organism: Mesocestoides corti
Lineage: Eukaryota; Metazoa; Platyhelminthes; Cestoda; Cyclophyllidea; Mesocestoididae
Source: the annotation of a GenBank genome assembly
UGGACGAUGGCCAACGAGAGCACUUCUCGAACCUGGCGCACCUACUCUCCACCCUCGGAUACGAAUGGGCGAAGCCGACACAUCACGCGGAUGGCUAGUCCUAUCGGCGAACGUUUUGAGUGCAUUGAGUGUUCAGGGCAUUCCAUCCCUAUUGUCUUGGAAGAUCCCGACGCACUCACACGUUCAACCGGUAGUAGAAUGUGGCGCGUGUUUGUGACUUUUUGCAUUGUCAGUGGGACGUCGCCGUGGCCGCUUCACGUUCGCUUUGCGAAAGUCGCUGGUGCCAGUUCAAGACGCGGCAGUGGCCUUUUUCUGGUCGACGUUUUGGACUCGGCUAGGCGUGAAGCUCGUCGCAGGAUGCUGCAGUCUCCUUGCACUCGCGUUGAUCCCAGCGAUCCCGCUUUCGACGUUGUGGCCGAUCAGAUGGGCGUCACGUGGCUGGUUGCUGAGAUGUUGCGGAAGCCGCGUCUUCAGCCAGUCCAAUUACAAAUUCGCCUGGAUGGAGUCAGUCAGACCGGCCACAGUGGUUCCCAUUCCCUCGUCGAUUCACGCGAUCUUACGGGGCUCGGAUUACAGUACUGUCAUGCCCGUCUCUGUAGCCUCGAGCAAAAGGCAAUUGCAAGGGGUUUGUUAGGCGGAAACGGCGACGCCGAUGAAGAAAAUGCGCGACUCGUGCACUCCUUCUACGAAAUACCAUCUAAUCGUCCUUCUCGUGAAGUGGAAGAGGAGGUCUGUGCACAUCUGGCCACAUUCCCGGAGGUCUUAACUCAUGCCUAUGUGAAAUACGAAGCUGACGGCCUGCUUCGGUACUGCUCCCACCUAACUGGCCUUGUAAACCGGGCCUGGCGUUUCUUGCCUGUCCUUACGGCCGAAUCCGAAAACUUGGCUUUGUCGCGAAUCGCAAUUUUCAAAAUGGCUCGGAACACCCUGGCUACAUGUUUAGCGAUAAUUGGCGCGAAACCGUUGUCAAAAUUAUAG